Melozone crissalis (California towhee) is the source of this 1439-nucleotide messenger RNA. It is a transcript of the gene IBA57, whose product is annotated as iron-sulfur cluster assembly factor IBA57. Gene Ontology annotation, cellular component: mitochondrial matrix. The record is from RefSeq and is a predicted model, not a curated record. Gene Ontology annotation, molecular function: protein binding. Lineage: Eukaryota; Metazoa; Chordata; Aves; Passeriformes; Passerellidae. The transcript has 3 exons. The coding region runs from base 9 to 983 and encodes 324 amino acids.
GUGCCGCCAUGUUGGUGAGGGCAAUAACGGCGCCCGGGCUGCGCCGGUGGUGCCAGGGCCAGCGGGGAGCGGCCGCCGCCUGUUUCCCGCUGGGCCGGGCGCUGCUGGGCGUGAGGGGCGCCGAGGCCGCCGCCUUCCUGCAGGGGCUGCUCACCAAUGACGUCACGCAGCUGGUGGCGGAGGGCGACGCCCCCCCCGCACUCUACGCGCACGCGCUGAACGUGCAGGGCCGCUGCUUGUAUGACGUCAUCCUGUACAGGCUCCACGGGAGCACAGCAGAGGAGCCUCACAUCCUGCUGGAGUGCGACAGCAGCGUCCUGGACUCCAUCCAGCAGCACCUGAAACUCUACAAGAUCCGCAGGAAAGUCACCAUCAGCCCCUGCCCCGACCUGUCCCUGUGGGCUGUCAUCCCUGGGGACGCCAGCUCCCUCCCCAAAUGUGCAGACCAGGCUCUGCUCCUCACCCCCGACCCCAGGGCAGAAGUCAUGGGCUGGAGACUGAUUGCAAAGAAAGGAGCAAACGUGGCAGAGAUUAUCCCUGGCAGCCAGGUUGGAGACGUGCAGGAUUACCACAGGCACAGGUAUAAACAAGGAAUCCCUGAAGGGGUGAAGGAUCUCCCCCCUGGCGUCGCCCUGCCCCUGGAAUCCAACCUGGCCUUCAUGAACGGCAUCAGCUUCACCAAGGGCUGCUACAUCGGCCAGGAGCUGACGGCCCGGACCCACCACAUGGGGGUGAUCCGCAAGCGCCUGCUGCCCGUCACCUUCCCGGGGCCGCUUCCCCCUGCCGGCGUCCCCGAGGGGGCCGACAUCCUCACCCGGGCGGGGAAACGCGCCGGCAAGUUCCGUGCUGGAGGGGGAGAGCUGGGCAUCGCCCUGCUGAGGCUGGCUCACCUCCACGAGCCGCUCUGCAUCCCCCUGGACGGGGACAGGGUGGAGCUCAGGGCCGCCACGCCCGAGUGGUGGCCGAAAGGGGCUGCUAAGUAGGCGAGGGAGCAGCUCUGGGAGAGGUUUGGGGUGGUUCGGGUGGGGAAUUUGGGAAUGCUGCUGUUCUGUGGGGAGGGUCUUGCAGGAUUCCUCGCAGCGAGAACCCAAAGCUGUGGCAGAUCACUGUGGGUUGGCUCUGCCGUGGAGAGAAAAAUCCAGGGAAUUGCAGCUUUUCCUGAGGGCGAUCUCCACUUUUUUAGGGGGGCCAUGACUUGUUGGGACCCUGUAUUUAGGGGGUGCCCUGUGUUGUUGGGUUGGACUCUGGAUGGAUCUCCAGGCUGACACUCACUCCCUCAGACUCUGCUCUCCCAAACAAUGGGAUCAGGACUUUCCCUGUUCCAUGCACUGAUUUUUUCAGUUCAGAAUAACCAUUCUGAGAUAUUACAACUUUAUUGGUUCACAAUAACCAUUCUGAGAUAUUAUAAAUUCUAUUGGUUCACAAUAACCAUUCUGAGA